This is a messenger RNA of Polypterus senegalus (gray bichir), 5897 nucleotides long. RefSeq names its product ADAM metallopeptidase with thrombospondin type 1 motif, 3 (gene adamts3). Gene Ontology annotation, cellular component: extracellular matrix. Gene Ontology annotation, molecular function: metalloendopeptidase activity. Gene Ontology annotation, biological process: extracellular matrix organization; proteolysis. The record is from RefSeq and is a predicted model, not a curated record. The transcript has 23 exons. NCBI's taxonomy places the organism in Eukaryota, Metazoa, Chordata, Cladistia, Polypteriformes, Polypteridae. Bases 247 to 3903 code for a protein of 1218 amino acids.
AUUCAGACACGGCUCUGUGAAUUAAACAGGGCUUGUAGACUUCUAGGGAUAUUUUGACUAACUUUUUUUAAGUUUAAAAAAAUUAAAAUAGCGACGAAAGUACUGUAAAUCAGCUGAAAGAAACUUCUGUUGAAGAAUGCAGUAUAGAAUCUUGUAGAAGCUAAAAAGGCAUUCGCUGCUGAAGAUUAAGGAGAAAAAACUUUGUUUUUCUUUGGUUUGUGCCUGUUUAAGUGAAAUCGACUCGUGAUGGUUUUCCUGUCACAGUGGUGUGUUGUAGCAGCAACUCUUGUAGUGACUUUGACUUCAGCCGACCAGGCUGGUGAAGUAGAAGACAAAACAGCUUACUUAAGAAAACGACUAAGAGAGUAUGGGCUGGUUACUCCUUUCAGCACUGACUCGAAAGGCAAUUACAUGUCACAUCUUCUCUCAGCUACUCACAAGCAACGAAUCAAAAGAGAUGUCUCCCAAAUUUCAGACCUUGGGGACGAGAGGCUCUAUUUCAAUAUAUCGGCUUUUGGGAGAGAAUUUCAUCUGCGUCUUAGGCCUAAUAGCAGGUUGGUUGCUCCUGGAGCUGUCAUAGAGUGGCAUGAAGAGACUGGAGAUUUUAAGGAUGAAAUCAAAGUGGAAAGUCAAAAUCGCACAAGUGACAGCUUUGUUAGGAUCCAAGAGACAGAGCGUCUGAGGACAGACUGCACUUACACUGGUGAUAUAACAGACAUCCCUGGUGCUUCAGUAGCCAUUAGCAACUGUGAUGGAUUGGCUGGCUUGAUUCGGAUUCAUUCAGAUGAGUAUUUUAUUGAACCUCUGGUCCAAGGAGUGGUGGAACAGGAAGAAAAAGGGAGAGUCCAUGUAGUUUACAAAAGGUCAGCUGUGCAUCCUGCAGUUCCAGAGGUGCCCACAAAUGUCCCUGACAAUGAUCCAGAACUUGAUGUUGCAGAAGCUGUGGACAGUCUUACUGAACAAAUGAAUGACACUCUCAGGAGGCGCAGACAUGCUGGAACAGAUGAUUACAAUAUUGAGGUCCUUUUGGGAGUGGAUGAUUCUGUUGUACGAUUCCAUGGAAAGGAACAUGUUCAGAAUUACCUACUUACUUUGAUGAAUAUAGUGAAUGAGAUUUAUCAUGACGAAUCCCUAGGUGCACACAUAAAUGUUGUACUUGUGCGAAUGAUUAUGCUUGGUUAUGCAAAGUCUAUUAGCUUGAUUGAAAGAGGAAAUCCUUCUAGAAGUUUGGAGAAUGUAUGUCGAUGGGCAUUUUCACAGCAAAAGUCUGACCCUGAUCAUUCUGAACACCACGAUCAUGCCAUUUUUCUGACAAGACAAGACUUUGGACCAGCUGGAAUGCAAGGAUAUGCUCCAGUCACUGGUAUGUGCCAUCCUGUGCGUAGCUGCACCCUAAAUCAUGAAGAUGGAUUUUCCUCAGCAUUUGUAGUGGCCCAUGAAACAGGACACGUUUUGGGGAUGGAACAUGAUGGCCAAGGAAAUCGCUGUGGAGAUGAAACCGCAAUGGGCAGUGUGAUGGCACCUCUGGUGCAGGCUGCUUUUCACCGUUAUCACUGGUCAAGAUGUAGUGGACAAGAGCUCAAACGAUAUAUUCAUUCAUAUGACUGUCUUUUGGAUGACCCUUUUGAACAUGAUUGGCCAAAACUACCAGAACUCCCUGGAAUUAACUAUUCAAUGGAUGAACAAUGCCGAUUUGACUUUGGUGUUGGAUAUAAGAUGUGCACAGCUUUUCGUACUUUUGAUCCUUGCAAGCAGCUCUGGUGUAGCCACCCUGAUAAUCCAUACUUCUGUAAGACAAAGAAAGGUCCACCUCUGGACGGGACUGAAUGUGCACCUGGAAAAUGGUGUUAUAAAGGUCACUGUAUGUGGAAAAAUGCAAACCAAAUGAAACAGGAUGGAAGCUGGGGAACCUGGACUAAGUUUGGAACUUGUUCUCGUAGCUGUGGAAUAGGAGUACGAUUUAGAACUCGCCAGUGCAACAAUCCAUCACCAUCAAAUGGCGGAAGUGACUGUCCUGGGUUAAACUAUGAGUAUCAGCUUUGCAAUACCGAUGAAUGUCCAAAACACUUUGAAGAUUUCAGGGCACAGCAGUGCCAGCAGAGAAAUUCCUACUUUGAGUAUCAGAAUAUGAAACAUCACUGGCUCCCUUAUGAACAUCCAGAUUCAAAUAAAAGAUGUCACCUCUAUUGUCAAUCAAAAGAAACUGGAGAUGUGGCUUACAUGAAGCAAUUAGUCCAUGACGGAACUCGUUGCUCAUAUAAAGAUCCACAUAGCAUAUGUGUACGGGGUGAAUGUGUGAAAGUAGGCUGUGACAAAGAAAUUGGGUCCAGUAAAGUUGAAGAUAAAUGUGGGGUCUGUGGAGGCGAUAACUCCCAUUGUAGAACAGUGAAAGGGACCUUCACGAGAACACCUAAGAAACCUGGAAAACAAAUAAGCAAGAGAUGGCAUAAAGAAACCCAGUUUCUGGAAAAUAAAACCUGGAAGACGAGAGGAGCAUUUUCAUUACCCAAAAGAGCGCGAAAUGUUUAUCUCUCUGAAACAAAGGAAUCCAAAAAUACCCUUGCCAUCAAGAAUCAAGCCACAGGACAUUAUAUUCUAAAUGGUAAAGGAGAAGGAGUAGUGUCUAAGAGGUUCAUUGAUCUUGGUGUAGAAUGGGAAUAUACCAUUGAGGACAACAUUGAAACUGUUCGUACAGAUGGUCCAUUGCAUGAUGCAGUUCUAGUUUUGAUUAUACCACAAGACAAUGAAACAAGAUCAAGCCUUACAUACAAAUACAUUAUUCAUGAGGAUUCCGUACCUACAAUCAAUAAUAACAAUGUGCUACAGGAAGAGACUGACGCCUUUGAGUGGGCUUUGAAAAGCUGGUCACCCUGUUCAAAGCCCUGUGGAGGAGGCUUUCAGUACACUAAAUAUGGCUGUAGAAGGAAAAGUGACAAUAAGAUGGUUCAUCGUAGUUACUGUGAGGCAAGCAAAAAGCCAAAACCUAUUCGCAGGAUGUGUAAUCUCCAGGACUGCACUCAGCCCCUUUGGAUAACAGAAGAAUGGGAACACUGUACAAGAACCUGUGGAAGUUCAGGGUAUCAGCUUCGUAGUGUCCGCUGUGUCCAGCCUCUUCAUGAUGGAACCAACCGGUCAGUUCACACUAAGUACUGCAUUGGAGACAAGCCAGAAAGUCGUAGACCAUGUAAUAGGUCACCCUGCCCUGCUCAGUGGAAAACCAGCUCUUGGUCUGAGUGUUCAGUAACCUGCGGUGAAGGAACAGAACGCAGACAGGUGACAUGCCGGACUGGUGAUCGAUGUGAUGGAGAAAAGCCAGAGUCAACUAGGAUGUGCAGGCUUCAGCCAUGUAAUGAUGAGCCAUGUUUAGGAGACAAGUCAAUUUUUUGCCAGAUGGAAGUUCUUGCAAGAUACUGCUCCAUUCCUGGAUAUAACAAGCUUUGCUGCGAGUCCUGUAGCAAACGAAGUACAACCGUAUCAUCACAUUAUCUAUCUGAAAACAAAGAAGAGGAAAAUCUGGAUUCUGUCCAUAUUCCUGGAGUUGUAGCCAUGCCAUCCACCAUAGAACAAAACAAUUCAACAUCUGUGUCCUCUCGAAAAAUCACUCAGGGCUACAGGCCAGCCAUGGAAAGCUACAAUGCCUUUAGCACUAUAUCUACUGCUAACAACCAGUCACAGUCUACAAAUUCUUCACAAAUUAUGCAUCCUUAUAGCAGGAAGACUUCCAAACCUCUAGCAAUUCAGCAUCAGCUACAAGUUAGAAGAAAUGCAAAUCAUACUUAUGCCUUUUUAGGAAUUAAUUCGCCACCACCUCCAGCAAAUAAUAGUAGUGGUGCUGCAGCGAGAAGGUCAGAGAAAUAUGUAGACAGGAAGUGGCUGUCACGAUCUACGGCAGUUGAGAGAUGAAGGUGAUUUCUAUUGUGCAAGUGCAAAAUACUAUGGACAUAAUGGUUCAUGCUGCAUCUCAAGAGGUGUAACUUAAAUAUACUAUUUUCAGAGGAAAAACGGUAAUGAAUGAAUGAAAAUGUACACAAUAGAAAGUGCUGGUUCACUUUAUGCUCUUGACUUCCAUCUGUUUCUCUCACUGUGGGCAAAGUUCUUUACCGCCAGUGGCUGGAAAUACACCAAAGAUGCACUCUGUGAAGGUGGAUUAGUCAUUUAAAUCAAAGAGUUUAGUCAAGAAAUAUUUGCACACCAGCUGAUGUGAUUUAAAAAGGUCAAAAUAAGAUUAUAGUUUUAAUUACAGAAAAUACUGUAGUAUAAGAACGUUUAUAUGGACUUGUUUAUUUUGUAUUAUCUGUUAGAUAUUUAUAAUACUUUGCAGCUGUUGUGUAAAUAAUGUAUAUGCAAAACAUCAGUAUUAUUUCUAAGAAGGCAAAAAGGGUUUGAAAACUUAUUGGCCAAUAAAACUACAUGUCUGACAUUUAGAAAUGCAGUAUAUACAUUCCUGUAUAAAGAACAGUAGGACAGUAUAACUUGUUACAAGUGUUCAUCAUUUAAAAUGUAUGGAACAGGGAGUAAAACUCUACCUUCUUUUAUACAGUAUACACAGACACAAAGUAGCUCAAAGGUGAAACAUAUACCACUUACACAUCUUCAAAUAAUUCAAAUGGUGCUAAUGUACAGUUACUGUGUGGUCAUUUGGAACUGAGUAUUAAAGGGGAGAUUCUGAAAUAACAGCCAUGACACCAAAAGCAGCACAGACUGCAGUGUAUCAGCAGUUUUUCAUUUUGAAAUCGCUCUCAUUAGCCAUCUUCUCCGUCUGCUGCCUUAGAAAGUACAGGAAGAUCAUUUUACAGUCUUCUUUUUUCUAUUACAUGUCAAACAACAGAUAGCAGCAAGAUGGGUGUGCAGUUUCAAAACAAGCAUUUUUGUUAAUUCAUACUUAAGGAACAGGGCAAAUUGCAAUUAUUUUGCCUAUUCAAUUUAAAGAGAGUUUUAUAUGAAAGUGUGAGGAUUAUUGUGCCUUGCAGUUUCCAGUUAAUUUGGCUACAGUCUAUUUGAUUGUACUAAAGAAACCUGGGCAGGGAGUUCUUUUUUUAUAGGAAUCUUCAGUGUUUCCACACAAUGACAAUGCAUUUGACUGCAAUAAUGAGACAAGUAAUUUAAAUCAGUUAACCUGUUUUUCACAGUUCGGUCAGAGAUCGUCUCUCCUGUGUUUUGAGCUGUAGUACUUGUAUAGUGGACUGAGAAUUUCAAAUAUUUAUUAAAAGUACCUUCUUCAUAUGCGUAUACAUAACCAGAAUGAAUAAGCUGGUCAGAUUUUUUACACACUACGCUUCAUGCACACUGUCAGCGAGAAAGCACAGUUUCAAACUGAUGGAACAACUGUCGGUAGAAAUUUACAGUAACUAGUUGACUAAAAUUUUAACAUGCAAAUUAGUAAUUCCUUGACAAAGCUGUUUGAAAACAGCAAAUGUAGCUUGAAAGUAAAUUUUUAUAAUUAGGCUUCUAAGAAACAUACUGAGGAUCUAAUUUUUUAUUAAGUCCUCUGCAAAAACCAGUUCAUACAAAAAUAGACGUUGUAGUAUGUAGUUGUCAAAUAGAACAUUGAAGCACAUAGUAUUACACUAUGGAAGGUUGUUUAUUUUUUUGUAAUAUAAUAUGGUGUUGACUCAUUGCCUCUAAUGAAUUGCUGCUACAUUCAUGCAAUGAAUUUGUUUGGUCAAAUAAAAGCUAGUAUUUUGUAGAUUUUCUAUUGACAAUCCCUGAGCCUCAAACAGAUAGCUAUGAGUAUGUUAUUUAUGUCUGUCUAUUCAGUACCUUCUGUAUACUCCUUUUAUUUCAUUUUUGUUUUUAUUUUUAAAGUUUUGUAUUUUUUUCUCAUGCAAGUGUACACUACUGAUGCUGUUUGUUGUAUUGGGGAGCACAUAGCAAUAAAAAAAGGUUUUUAAUAUUCA